CUUUACAAAACCCACACGGAAUGCAAAUCGAUUUAUCUGCGCCGCGAAGCAGAGUAUCGAGCUUUUCUUUCGAGUUUUCAAGAGCAAACUCGAAGUUUGUUUCUCAGGGUUGCAAAUAGAGAGACAGAGAUCGUUUGUUGGCAGAGUCACAGUGAGGGAAAUGAAGACGGCCAUGGCUGCUUUAUUUAUUUUCUUUUCAUUUUUAACUGUUUUCACAUAUUCAAUGGACGAUCAAAGCUUUGAUAUUCGGCAACACCUCUCCACCGUCACCAGAUAUGCUGCUGUAAAAGAUAUAGCAGACAAUUCGUUUGUUCCUUCUGAUAUUCCCGAUCAAUGUACUCCUAUCCACUUAAAUCUUGUGGCAAGACAUGGAACUCGUUCUCCUACCAAAAAGCGAAUCCGAGAGUUAAACAAUUUGGCUACACGUUUCGAAGUCCUUAUAAGAGAUGCUGAAGAACACAAACUGUCUCUGCAGAAAGUUCCUGCCUGGUUACGGGGAUGGAAAUCUCCUUGGAAAGGAAAACUGAAAGGUGGAGAAUUGAUUAGAAAAGGAGAAGAAGAGUUGUAUGAUCUUGGAAUCAGAACUAGAGAAAGGUUUCCAGAGUUAUUUAACGAGGAAUACCACCCUGAAGUAUGUGCAAUAAAAGCAACCCAGGUUCCUCGUGCAUCGGCUAGCGCAGUUGCAUUUGGCAUGGGUUUCCUUAGGGAGAAAGGCACUCUUGGCCAAGAGCGUCAUCGAGCUUUUGCAGUUACUAGUGAAAGCCGUGCUAGUGACAUAAUGCUGAGGUUUUUCGAUUGUUGUGAGAACUACAAGAUUUAUAGGAAAAAGCACGAACCUGCUGUUGAUAGACUUAAGGAACCUGUACUGGAUGAAAUUACCACUGCUUUGGCAAGGCGAUAUGAGCUGAAUUUCACUAGGCAGGAUAUUUCUUCUCUCUGGUUUCUGUGCAAGCAGGAAGCUUCCUUGCUUGAUAUAACUGAUCAAGCUUGUGGUCUCUUCAGCCCUUCUGAGGUUGCUUUGCUGGAGUGGAUGGACGACUUGGAGGUAUUUAUAUUAAAGGGCUAUGGUAAUUCAUUGAACUAUAGAAUGGGAGUACCAUUGCUGAGAGAUGUUGUUCAAUCCAUGCAGCAAGCCAUCAAGGCUAAAGAAGAAAACCAUGCUCCUGGAAGUUAUGAGAAGGCAAGACUCCGCUUUGCUCAUGCAGAAACUGUGGUUCCAUUUACAUGUCUGCUUGGACUUUUCCUUGAAGGAUCUGAGUUCCAACGAAUACAGAGGGAAGAACCUCUGCAGCUCCCUCCAAAGCCUCCCCAAAAUAGAAAAUGGCGGUGCAGCAUUGUAGCACCUUUUGGUGGGAAUAACAUGCUGGUUCUUUACAGUUGUCCUAACAACACGUCAAGCAAGUACUUUGUACAAGUACUACAUAACGAACAUCCCAUUCCAAUGCCAGGUUGUGAUAAUGCUGACUUCUGUCCAUUUGAAGUUUUUAAGGAAAGAAUAGUUUCUCCUCAUCUAGAGCAUGACUAUAACGCAGUCUGCACUGUAAAGGUGGAACAACCACAGCAGAAAUCUCUAACCAGUAAGUUAAUAUUGCUGUUCCGUCGGCUCUUCUUACUGGGGAAUGAUGAUGCACAGUCCCAAAAUGUUGAGUUGUAGUUUGUUCAAGAAUGAAAGAAGAAUAAUUCUCACAUACUAUUCUUGUUUCCUCUACACUCUUAAUGGGGUUUUCAGCCAGCAUCAGUUCCGCCUAGCAGAGUUCUUUCUGGGUUGUGUUGAUUGCAUUGCUAACAUGGACAUUGCUUUUUGACACAAAAUGAGUUGGCCUUUUGGAUUCCAUAAUCUGAUUGAGAAGUUUGUAUGAGGCAUCAGAUCCAGAUUUCAACCCCCUUCAAUUAUUUUGUUGUUUGAUGGGGAAUAGGAUUACGUAGCGGCUGUAUCAGCCUGCCCUUGUCGUAAUUUGCCUCUCUUCUUGAGCAGAACCUUCUUAUCAGAUAGGAUUUUUUACUACUUAAAACAUAUUGCAUGGUAGAGAAGGAGUCCUAUAAUUUCUGGCUCAUAUGUAAAGUUCAUGUGGUUGGUAAAUGUCGCUUUGUGCAUGAUUUUAUCACAUUGCAAACAUCUAAUACUGUGACUUGUUUUUACUGUGACGCA
Molecule: messenger RNA, 2149 nt
Organism: Tripterygium wilfordii
Lineage: Eukaryota; Viridiplantae; Streptophyta; Magnoliopsida; Celastrales; Celastraceae
Product: multiple inositol polyphosphate phosphatase 1-like
Exons: 11
Coding region: 161-1654 (497 amino acids)
Molecular function (GO): inositol phosphate phosphatase activity; acid phosphatase activity
Source: RefSeq, a predicted model, not a curated record